CUUGUACUUUGACAGAAUUACUUCCGGCACACAGUAUUUCACGCUGGGAUGUGUGAAGUCCUUGGAUGAUAUUCAAUCAAUAUGCGAUAAAUAGCUUCAGAUAAACUAAGUGAAAAGCUGCUUUAGCUGAGCAGACAGACUGUGACAAUCCGCCGGUGGAGCUUUCAGCUGUCUGAACAGACAUGUCGUCAUUAUGGAGCCUGAGACCAGUGCUGACGUCACUGCUUCAAGCGUCCCAGCAUGCCUCUGCCUGGACGGGACCCGUCCUCUCCAGGACAAUGGCCACCCUCAACCAGAUGCACCGCAAGGGGAAGCCCAAACCGCCUCCCAAAACUGUUGGCGCCACUUUCGGCCGCCCCCAGCUGAAGGCGGUGAUCCUGAAGACCAUGAUCCGAAAGCCCAAGAAGCCCAACUCUGCGAACAGGAAGUGCGCUCAGGUGCGGCUUUCUAACGGGAAGGAGGCGGUGGUGUUCAUCCCCGGCGAGGGACACAACCUGCAGGAGCACAACGUGGUGCUGGUGCAGGGCGGGCGGACGCAGGACCUGCCCGGCGUCAAACUCACCGUGGUCAGAGGGAAAUACGACUGCGCUCACGUGGUGAAGAAGAAACAGUAGAGGAAGUGAUGGACACUUGUGUGAUGAAAAUGUUUGUUUGUUAAUGUUUAAUAAAUACAUGUACUCUUAAUAACAUCUGGGUGACUGUCUCAAACUGAUCCACUACAUGGUCAGAAGUAUGUGGACAUGGAAAGAUGGUGGUUUUGGUUCAAAAAUGACAACAUAAACUGUUGGAUUUUGACAGGAUGUGAACUUUGGUUUCCCUCAUUAAAGUCAGAUGUGCUACACGCCAA
Molecule: messenger RNA, 847 nt
Organism: Thunnus maccoyii (southern bluefin tuna)
Lineage: Eukaryota; Metazoa; Chordata; Actinopteri; Scombriformes; Scombridae
Gene: mrps12
Product: mitochondrial ribosomal protein S12
Exons: 3
Coding region: 183-614 (143 amino acids)
Biological process (GO): translation
Cellular component (GO): small ribosomal subunit; ribosome
Molecular function (GO): structural constituent of ribosome
Source: RefSeq, a predicted model, not a curated record